AUGACCAGCCAACCAAUGGAGACCCUGGGCCAGUGGAGAGUAACUGUAUGGGAAGAGGAGAACUUCCAGGGCAAGAGGUGUGAAUUCCUCAUUGAAUGCCCCAACAUUAUGGAGCGAGGGUUCCGCAAGAUCCGCUCAGUUAAGGUGGAGAAUGGACCAUGGGUUGGAUUUGAGUACCCAGAAUUCCAGGGGCAACAGUUUAUCCUAGAGAAAGGAGACUAUCCUCGCUGGGAGGCAUGGAGCGGGAACAGUGGCUACCGAACAGAACACCUUCUGUCCUUCCGACCUGUUAAAUGCGCUAACCACAGUGACAGCAAAGUCACCCUGUAUGAAGGUGAGAAUUUCCAGGGACGCAAGUUUGAGCUGUGUGAUGACUACCCCUCACUGCAGGCCAUGGGCUGGUGCUCCAAAGAGGUAGCUUCAAUCAAAGUCAGCUCUGGAGGUUGGGUGGCAUACCAGUUUCCUGGAUACAGAGGUUACCAGUAUGUGCUGGAAAGAGACAGACACAACGGGGAAUAUAGAAACUACAAUGAAUACAGCACUCAAGCUCACACUAAUCAGGUCCAAUCCAUCCGCCGGAUCCAGCACUAAGGAUAGCCCAAUAGACCUUAGCUCCAUCCAACUCCCAUCCCAUGACUAGUGGCCUGCUCCCAUAAU
Messenger RNA from Pseudophryne corroboree (corroboree frog), 657 nucleotides. RefSeq names its product crystallin beta A2 (gene CRYBA2). Gene Ontology annotation, biological process: visual perception; lens development in camera-type eye. Bases 1 to 591 code for a protein of 196 amino acids. Lineage: Eukaryota; Metazoa; Chordata; Amphibia; Anura; Myobatrachidae. Gene Ontology annotation, molecular function: structural constituent of eye lens. The record is from RefSeq and is a predicted model, not a curated record. The transcript has 4 exons.